Messenger RNA from Capsicum annuum, 1318 nucleotides. Its product is annotated as putative germin-like protein 2-1. The transcript has 2 exons. Gene Ontology annotation, cellular component: cell wall. NCBI's taxonomy places the organism in Eukaryota, Viridiplantae, Streptophyta, Magnoliopsida, Solanales, Solanaceae. The record is from RefSeq and is a predicted model, not a curated record. Gene Ontology annotation, molecular function: manganese ion binding. The coding region runs from base 425 to 1111 and encodes 228 amino acids.
CCAUAUGCAUUCUGCUUAUAAUUAUUUUUAUUGUUGAAGUUUCUAUCAUACUUAACUCCUUUUCUCUUCCUCAUCCAAUAUGAUCAUGACCAUUUCCAAUAACAAGUCCUCCACAAAUCUUAUUUAGUCUUUAAAUUAUAUGUAGUAGUUAUAAACUGUUUCCAUCUGCUCAGAAAAUUAUAAAACUAAUUAGUCCUUAUAGUUGUUGACCCAACUUCACGUACAACUCAAAUAUUUAAAAAUUUACCUCCUUUUAUGACUUGGUAAUGUAGAAGGCUACUUCAUACUUUGUUUAGGGAAAAUUUAAGGACUAAUUCAGAGUCUUUUAUGUAUAAAUAGGCAUACCUCUCUUGUCAUAUUGAUCACAUCUAAACAGAGAACAAUAAUAAAUUAGAUUGCUUUAGAGUUUCUAAUUAAUUGUGAGAUGGAUCCCAAGUCUUUUGCAUUAAUCAUUGCUAUAUUGGGUGUGUUGACGUCAAUAAGCCAUGCAUCUGAUCCUAGUCCUUUACAAGAUUUUUGUGUUGCUGUUAAUGACUCCAUGACUGCUGUUUUCGUGAAUGGAAAAGUAUGCAAAGAUCCAAAGGUUGUCACUGCUGACGACUUCUUCAAAUCAGGCUUAAAUGUACCUGGAAAUACUUCAAAUAACGUUGGAUCUGCGGUGACUGCUGUGAACGUCAACCAAUUACCCGGACUCAACACUUUUGGCAUUUCAUUAGUUCGUAUUGAUUAUGCACCAUAUGGUCUCAACCCUCCACACACACACCCUAGAGGAACCGAGGUGCUUACGGUCCAUGAGGGCACACUUUAUGUUGGUUUUGUCCUUUCAAACCCUGGUCCAAAUAUGAAGAACAAGCUCUUUACCAAGAUUCUACACCCUGGAGAUGUGUUUGUUUUCCCAAUAGGUCUCAUUCAUUUUCAAUUUAACGUGGGAAAGACCAAGGCAGUUGCAUUUGCUGGACUAAGUAGUCAAAAUCCAGGAACCAUCACUAUUGCAAAUGCAGUAUUUGGCUCAGAUCCACCAAUCAAUGACGAUGUCCUGGCCAAAGCAUUCCAAGUUGAUAAGAAAGUUGUGGAUUAUCUCCAAUCACAAUUUUGGUGGGACAACAACUAAUUUAAUAUAAGUCAAACUACAUUGAUCUGUAAGAGAUGUACUAAUACCAAUUGUGCUUGGUAUUUUAUUUUAAAAUCGUGAAGAAAAUUCAAGAUACAGUUAUGUUGACUGGAUUUAAUUCCGUGAUCUGUAUUAGAUGUAAUAAGCGAGAUUAUAUGUUAUUGUUUUGUUAUAAAAUAAUCAUUGCUGUUGUUUGUUGUUGGUUUA